AUGGCCACGCCUGCUCCUGUUUCUUAUUUUCUAAAUCACGAAUUUACCUUUGCGCCUGUUCUCCCUUGGCCUUCCGCCUGUCGGAUUGCCCAGGGGAGCGCCAAUCAGCGAUCACCGCUGGGAGAGGGAUGCUGCCAUUGGCUGAGGGGUGUCAGUGGGCGGGACGCUGUUUGGACCGGGACCGAGUGGGCCGGAGACCGGGAGCUGCGCCUCGGGUUUCGGCUGCACCACCGGCGGGUCGUGAAUCCUUUCGAAGGCAGAGCUGAAGCGACCGGCGGAGAUUCCGUGAGAUAUUCCAGCUACACGGAGGCGCCCGGCCUUUCCCCGCCGAGGAUCGGGGCCUGUUGUCUGGAGUUGUCUCCCAGACCCGUCCCUUCCUGCUGGGAGACGGGAGCUGCCCCGCAGCGGCUGCCGGUGGAUCUCCGGGGCUCUCACCGCUCCCCUGUGCAAUCCGAACGGCUGAAAACCAAGGGAGAACAAGGGGCAAAGAUGCUGCCUGAGGUGCUGAGUUCCUGCAGCGUUUUGUGUGAGUCGCUUUGGAUUUCCAGCAUUUGCAGACUUUCUCCUGUUGGUUCCAGAAAUCGCCGCGCGAUCACAUGCGCAUGCGCACGGUGGACAAAAAGCUCGGAGACUCGCGGCAGAACUGUGGGAAGGGAUUCACUCUUCACUCACUCAUCUCACCUGCAUGCACAACAGCGAGUUCACACUGAUAAGAUGUCGUUCACCUGCGCUGAUUGUGGGAAGGGAUUCCCUCGGUCAUCCAGCCUACUGACACACCA
Molecule: messenger RNA, 779 nt
Organism: Hypanus sabinus (Atlantic stingray)
Lineage: Eukaryota; Metazoa; Chordata; Chondrichthyes; Myliobatiformes; Dasyatidae
Product: zinc finger protein 229-like
Exons: 4
Source: RefSeq, a predicted model, not a curated record